Molecule: messenger RNA, 299 nt
Organism: Camelus dromedarius (Arabian camel)
Lineage: Eukaryota; Metazoa; Chordata; Mammalia; Artiodactyla; Camelidae
Product: cytochrome b-c1 complex subunit 8-like
Exons: 1
Coding region: 51-299 (82 amino acids)
Biological process (GO): mitochondrial electron transport, ubiquinol to cytochrome c
Source: RefSeq, a predicted model, not a curated record
GGUGGAUCCCGUACUGUGGAGGGCGAGGUGACCUUGGCACCGCCGCGACCAUGGGCCGCGAGUUUGUGCACCUGACGCAGAUGCGGCAUGUGAUCACCUACAGCCUGUCGCCCUUCAAGCAGCGCGCCUUCCCGAACUACUUCAGCAAGGGCAUCCCCGACGUGCUGCGCCGCACUCGGGCGUGCAUCCUUCACAUUGCGCCACCGUUUGUAGCGUUUUACCUUGUCUACACGUGGGGAACCCAAGAGUUUGAGAGAUCCAAAAGGGAGAAUCCAGCUACCUAUGAAAAUGACAAAUGA